GCCAAUCAGCUACAGAGUGGGCUGCCCUGAGUCGGCCUCCCAAACGCAAAGUCUAGGGUUGGAGCAGGAGCAGGAGAGGGACAAUGGAAGAUGCCCCGUCCAGGUUCAUGUUCCUCCUAUUUCUCCUCACGUGUGAGCUGGCUGCAGAAGUUGCUGCAGAAGUUGAGAAAUCCUCAGAUGGUCCUGGUGCUGCCCAGGAACCCACGUGGCUCGCAGAUGUCCCAGCUGCCAUGGAAUUCAUUGCUGCCACUGAGGUGGCUGUCAUAGGCUUCUUCCAGGAUUUAGAAAUACUAGCAGUGCCCAUACUCCAUAGCAUGGUGCAAAAAUUCCCAGGCGUGUCAUUUGGGAUCAGCAUUGAUUCUGAGGUUCUGACACACUACAACAUCACUGGGAACACCAUCUGCCUCUUUCGCCUGGUAGACAAUGAACAACUGAAUUUAGAGGACGAAGACAUUGAAAGCAUUGAUGCCACCAAAUUGAGCCGUUUCAUUGAGAUCAACAGCCUCCACAUGGUGACAGAGUACAACCCUGUGACUGUGAUUGGGCUAUUCAACAGCAUAAUUCAGAUUCAUCUCCUCCUGAUAAUGAACAAGGCCUCCCCAGAGUAUGAAGAGAACAUGCACAGAUACCAGAAGGCAGCCAAGCUCUUCCAGGGGAAGAUUCUCUUUAUUCUGGUGGACAGUGGUGUGAAAGAAAAUGGGAAGGUGAUAUCAUUUUUCAAACUAAAGGAGUCUCAACUGCCAGCUUUGGCAAUUUACCGGACUCUAGAUGACGAGUGGGAUACACUGCCCACAGCAGAAGUUUCCGUAGAGCAUGUGCAAAACUUUUGUGAUGGAUUCCUAAGUGGAAAAUUGUUGAAAGAAAAUCGUGAAUCAGAAGGAAAGACUCCAAAGGUGGAACUCUGACUUCUCCUUGGAACUACAUAUGACCAAGUAUCUACUUUAUGCAAAGUAAAAAGGCACAACUCAAAACUCAGAGACACUAAACAACAGGAUCACCAGGCCUGCCACCCACACACACACAUGCACGCGCACACACGCACGCACACGUGCACACACACGCGCGCACGCACACACACACACAGAGCUUCAUUUCCUGUCUUAAAAUCUCAUUUUCUCUUCUUCCUUCUUUUAAACUUCAUAUCCUCACUCCCUAUCCAAUUUCCUUCUUAUUGUGCAUUCAUACUCUGUAAGCCCAUCUGUAACACACCUAGAUCAAGGCUUUAAGAGACUCACUAUGAUGCCUCUAUGAAAGAGAGGCAUUCCUAGAGAAAGAUUGUUCCAAUUUGUCAUUUAAUAUCAAGUUUGUAUACUGCACAUGACUUACACACAACAUAGUUCCUGCUCUUUUAAGGUUACCUAAGGGUUGAAACUCUACCUUCUUUCAUAAGCACAUGUCCGUCUCUGACUCAGGAUCAAAAACCAAAGGAUGGUUUUAAACACCUUUCUAAAAUUGUCUUUUUGCCAGAAGUUAAAGGCUGUCUCCAAGUCCCUGAACUCAGCAGAAAUAGACCAUGUGAAAACUCCAUGCUUGGUUAGCAUCUCCAACUCCCCAUGUAAAUCAACAACCUGCAUAAUAAAUAAAAGGCAAUCAUGUUA
Messenger RNA from Pan troglodytes (chimpanzee), 1598 nucleotides. RefSeq names its product endoplasmic reticulum protein 27 (gene ERP27). Gene Ontology annotation, biological process: protein folding; response to endoplasmic reticulum stress. The transcript has 7 exons. The coding region runs from base 84 to 905 and encodes 273 amino acids. NCBI's taxonomy places the organism in Eukaryota, Metazoa, Chordata, Mammalia, Primates, Hominidae. The record is from RefSeq and is a predicted model, not a curated record. Gene Ontology annotation, cellular component: endoplasmic reticulum.